AUGUUUUCCAGUUUUCAUAUGUUCCACUUUUUCUCUUCUAAAAAUAUUGCCAAAACAGGACGAUUGUCUGUGUCUGGUGUUGGUAAUAUGUCUGGUGUUGGUAAUGUGUCUGGUGUUGGUAAUGUGUCUGGUGUUGGUAAUGUGUCUGGUGUUGGUAAUGUGUCUGGUGUUGGUAAUAUGUCUGGUGUUGGUAAUGUGUCUGGUGUUGGUAAUGUGUCUGGUGUUGGUAAUAUGUCUGGUGUUGGUAAUAUGUCUGGUGUUGGUAAUGUGUCUGGUGUUGGUAAUGUGUCUGGUGUUGGUAAUGUGUCUGGUGUUGGUAAUGUGUCUGGUGUUGGUAAUGUGUCUGGUGUUGGUAAUGUGUCUGGUGUUGGUAAUGUGUCUGGUGUUGGUAAUAUGUCUGGUGUUGGUAAUAUGUCUGGUGUUGGUAAUAUGUCUGGUGUUGGUAAUAUGUCUGGUGUUGGUAAUGUGUCUGGUGUUGGUAGUGUGUCUUUGUGUUUUUCAUCUCUGUGA
This is a messenger RNA of Candidula unifasciata, 510 nucleotides long. Lineage: Eukaryota; Metazoa; Mollusca; Gastropoda; Stylommatophora; Geomitridae. The record is from the annotation of a GenBank genome assembly.